This is a messenger RNA of Zingiber officinale, 826 nucleotides long. RefSeq names its product translocon-associated protein subunit beta-like. Lineage: Eukaryota; Viridiplantae; Streptophyta; Magnoliopsida; Zingiberales; Zingiberaceae. The record is from RefSeq and is a predicted model, not a curated record. Gene Ontology annotation, cellular component: endoplasmic reticulum. The transcript is spliced from 6 exons. Bases 51 to 647 code for a protein of 198 amino acids.
UCGCCUUGUUUUCCAUUUGACAGCGUUCCAAGGAACUCGAAACCCUAGGCAUGGCGGAAGCUACUAGAUCGGGAUUUUCCCUGUUCUUCCUCGUUGCAGCGAUCCUCUUCGCCGCCUCUUCGGCGGCGCUGGCUGACUCCGAUAUCCCAUUCGUUGUUGCUUACAAGAAGGCGAGCCUCACGAGGCUCAAAUCUGGCGUCGAGCGUGUAUCCGUCUCGAUCGAUCUCUACAAUGAAGGAUCCUCAACUGCUUAUGACGUGAGCUUGAAUGAUGAUAGUUGGUCCCAAGAUAAGUUUGAACUCUUCUCUGGAAACACAUCAAAUACAUGGGAAAAAAUUGAUGCUGGCUCCUCUGUUUCUCACUCUUUUGUUCUGGAGUCUAAAACAAAGGGCGUAUUCCAUGGUUCUCCUGCUGUUAUCAAAUUCCGCAUUCCCACAAAGGCUGCCCUACAGGAAGCGUAUUCUACCCCAAUUCUGCCUAUUGAUGUUCUUGCAGACAGGCCUCCCGAAAAGAAGUUUGAAUGGGCAAAGAGGCUAGUAGCUAAAUACGGAGCCUUGGUGUCUGUUCUGUCAUUCGUGGGAUUGUUCAUCUAUCUCAUUGCAACUCCAUCGAGGGCAGCUGCAAAGGCAAGUAAGAAGAAGCGUUGAUACUUGAUCUCCGCAGGCUGAGCUUGCUACUUUCAUCGCGAUCGAAUGUAUUGUCAGUUUCUACUGCAAGAACUAGAGUUCCCUUCCUAAUUAACUGUUUUAUUUUGUAGUACUACCCUAAUUUUGGAUGAAACAUUUUUGUUCUCUUAGGAAAAUCCAGUAUCCCUUUUUAUUACUAA